UUAAAAUGAAAACAUAAAUAUGUAACCCCUAACAACGAAAGUCGACUCGACGAUUUACAUUAGCGGCCAUAUUUUUCUUAAAAACAAACAUUGUAAAAUAUAAGAAAAAUUAAUAUAGCAAAAAUACAACAUCUCUACAACAAUUUUAUAGAAAUGGCCACGGUACGACGAGCGCCCCAGCAGACAGUCGCUCAACGGGAAAGACAGCUGGAAAACUCUCGACACCAGGAGAUGGUGCGGGAAGAAACGCUGCGCACUCUUGCUCGCGAAAAAAUGCUGGAGUCCAACAUGAACCGAGGGGAGCGCCUCGACAGCAAACGAUUCAUUCGCCAGACCAUGCAGGAAACGAAGGAGAGAGAGAUGGAGGAAACCAUACUCAAGGCCCAGAGGGACCGCCUCCAGCGCGAGGAGCAGAUGGCACAGGAGGAGAGACUUGCAGCGGAGCUGGAACGCAGGAAACUAGACGGCAUCAGGGACGAGAAAAUGAGACAACAGAUCCGGGAAUCUAGUCUGGAACUGAGAGAGUUAGAGGCCAAACUGAAGUCUGCGUACAUGAACAAGGAGCGUAUGGCCCAGAUGGCUGAGAAGGAAGCAAUCAAGUUUGACAUCAUGAAACGUGAUGCAGAGAUUUCACGGGAGAUGAUGGAGGAGCACAAGCGAGCGGAGGAGGCUGAGAAACAGCGCGAGAUGGAGCGCUACAAGGAGAGCAUCCGGUACCAGCAGGAGCUGGAGAGGCAGCUGGAGGAGCAGGAGGAGCGCAAACAGCAGGCAUACGAGGAGUUCCUCAAGGAGAAACUCAUGAUUGACGAGAUAGUGAGGAAGAUAUACGAGGAGGAUCAGAGAGAGCGAGAGCUGGCCCUUCAGAAACAGAAGGCGACCCAGGAGUUCAUACGUGACUUCAAGGAGGCGCGGGAGCAGUGGAAGCAGCUGGAGAGGCAGAGAAUGGAGGCGGAGAACGAGAGGAUCAAGGAGUUCGCGGCCCUGCAGAAACUGAGAGAGGGGGAGAGGCAGGCACAGAAGAAGGCCAAAGAGGACUCAAUGGCCCGCGUGCAGCAGGCGCUUGCAGAGGAGAUAUCUCGUGCAGAUGAAGAGAGAGAAGAGAUGGAGAGGGUCAGAAUGGAGCUGCACCUGGAGGAGCAGGAGGAACGGGAGAGGCAGAAGGAGAGGGACCUGAUGGCUCGGCGUAUCCGGCAGCGUCUGGAGCUGCAGGAGCAACACGCCCAGCAGAUCCACUUCAAGCAGCUCAGGAAGGAGGCGGAGGACAAGGAGGAGGAGGCAUUCAGACAACAGAUGCUGGCCAAGUUUGCGGAGGAUGACAAGAUAGAGCAGCUCAACGCCCAGAAGAGGCGUAUGAAGCAGCUGCAGCACAAGCGCGCAGUCGAGGACCUCAUUGAGGACAGGCGUGUGCAGUUUGCUGCUGACCGGGAGCGCGAGUUGGAGGGCAGACGGGAGGAAGAGAGGAUGGAGGCUUUCAGGAGGAAUAUCAUCGAGGAGGAGAGGCAGAAACUGCUGAGAGAGCACGCCAUGCGUCUCCUGGGAUACCUGCCCAAGGGAGUUAUACGUGAUGAGGGUGACCUACAGAGGCUGGGCCCAGAGUUCCAGGAGGCGUAUCAGCGGAGACAAAUCGACCCCUUUGACGACGGGGCCUGGGAGCCACGAUAGUACCUCGCCUGACUGCUGUAUCAGUGGACUAUAUAGGGGGACUGGUUGUUAUGUGACAUAAAUCCUAUUCAGUUGUUCAUAUGCAUAUUUUAGAUUAAAUUAUUUAAUUAUAUAUAUUUUUGGGUUUGUUUAGAAAAAUGCUGUUUCAUCUAAAAAAAAUUAUUGAAAGCUGUUUUUGUUUUAAACUGGAUUAUAUAAUGAACUGGUUGAAAUUUGGCAUGGGUCUUAAUUUGUUGUUCAUAUGCAUAUUUUGUGUAUGUAUUUAUGUGAUUAAAUGAUUGAAUUUUAUAAUAAAAAAUUGUUUGGGUUAGAUAAAAAUAAAAUAAAAGAAAUAAAAUAUUCUAUCUUAUAGCAAGAUGUUUAGUUUGCUUUUCAAGCAUGUGUCAGCCAAUCUUGUUUCAUUUAAAACAAAUCUAUUUAAAGCAGUUUUGUUAUGAUUGUUUAACAAAGAAAAGUGUUGAUCCUAAAGUUUCAACAAAAUGUACUGCACAUGUGCACGUCAAUUAUUAUAGCAUACACUUGCAGUGUUUUUAACCAGGUUUUCCGAAGGAAAAAACUGGUUAUUAGAUUGGCGAAUGCGGGCGGGCUGGCUGGCUGGCGGGCUGGCGGAAUAAGCUUGUCCGGGCCAUAACUAUGUCGUUCAUUGUCAGAUUUUAAAAUCAUUUGGCACAUUUGUUCACCAUCAUUGGACGGUGUGUCGCGCGAAAUAAUUACGUCGAUAUCUCCAAGGUCAAGGUCACACUUUGAGUUCAAAGGUCAAAAAUGGCCAUAAAUGAGCUUGUCCGAGCCAUAACUAUGUCGUUCAUCGUCAGAUUUUAAAAUCAUUUGGCACAUUUGUUCACCAUCAUUGGACGGUGUGUCGCGCGAAAUAAUUACGUCGAUAUCUCCAAGGUCAAGGUCACACUUUGAGUUCAAAGGUCAAAAAUGGCCAUAAAUGAGCUUGUCCUGGCCAUAACUAUGUCAUUCAUUGUGAGAUUUUAAAAUCAUUUGGCACAUUUGUUCACCAUCAUGGGACGGUGUGUCCCACGAAAGAAUCACGUCAAUAUCUCCAAUGUCAAGGUCGCCACGACUAAAAAUAGAUUCAAGAAAAAAAAAAAAACUUACAAAGGGGUUUAAUUUUUUUUGGUCAUUUCAAAAGUUCAGUUUGAGUUUUCUCCCUUUAUCAGAUUUUUUUUUCACAAUGAAAACCUGGUUUUGUGACAAUUUUGUCCCUUGUUCUAAUUGUAUAAUGAUUAUUGAUUGCACUCAUUUAUUGUGUUAGCUUCUAACUUCUCUUUUUGAUACAAAAUUGAAUAUUCCUCUCUCUACGAAAGAGUUAGUAAGAAGCUAACUGCAUAUAUAGACCAUGCUCUGUGAAAAGGGGGUAUAACACAUGUGCGCAAAGUGACGUCCCAGACAUUAUCGUCCGAAUAAUCAGGAACGACUCUUUCUUUUUUUAUUAGCAAAAAUAUAGUUUAGGCUGAAAGUGUAGUACCUGAUUAUCCUGUGCGGACUGCACAGGCUUAUCUGGGACGAAACUUUACACUCAUGCAUUAAACCCCCUUUUCACAGAGCAUGGCUCAUAUAGAUGAACAGAGUAUGUUAUACUUUCCAAAGGGGUUUUGUAUGUGCUUAAUUUAUUGAAUAUUAUAAAUGUUUUAAGGAUUCAGUUAGAAACUCUUGUGACAGCUUAUAAUUUUUCUUUUAAAUGAAGACUUACAAUUUAUAAUCGUUUUAAAGACAUCCCUGUGAAUGAAAGAUACAUUGAGUGACUCUAAGUCUGCGGCGGACUGAAUAUCAAUAUAGGGAAUAUUGUUCUGUGAUACGAUAUUUCAUUGUGUAUGUAUGUGUGCAUUAACUAAUAAAUUCUAUUUGAUUGUUUAAAGAGUUGCUAGGGUAUUGCACCCGGAUUCCUUGUAUCUAAAUACUGUCUCUUCUGAUUGCUGUCGCUUCAGUAAAACCAGAAGACCUGAUUGAAAAUAAGUGCUUGCACUUUCAUGGGUUAUCCUUGACUGCAAGGUCAAAAUAAAUACUACUUCUACUA
This is a messenger RNA of Dreissena polymorpha, 3685 nucleotides long. Its product is annotated as meiosis-specific nuclear structural protein 1-like. The coding region runs from base 154 to 1662 and encodes 502 amino acids. Gene Ontology annotation, cellular component: motile cilium. Gene Ontology annotation, biological process: cilium organization. Lineage: Eukaryota; Metazoa; Mollusca; Bivalvia; Myida; Dreissenidae. The transcript is spliced from 10 exons. The record is from RefSeq and is a predicted model, not a curated record.